AUGGAUGGUGCACCAGGGAUUGAAGCAUUCAAAGUUGCCGUACGCUCAGGUUUAUUCAAGAAUUGUCCCAUCAGAGAAGAAGACAUUGUUAUUGCUGACAAGAUUUAUGGACCAAGCGCUUUAGUUCUUAAAGGAAAGACUAAGCGUCCUACCCCGGAAGCAGUUUGGGAUGAUUGGGUUGAGAUCCCAUGUGAAUUGUUGGUCCACAACAUUGAUUUGAAUUUGCAUCUGGAUAUUGCGUUCAUCAAUAGCACAUUCGGAUUGACUACAAUUGAUGGUAGUGUCCGAUACCAAACUUUUGUACCGCUACAAAGCAGGACUGCGGAGUCGUUGUAUGACGCAAUCAAUUUUACUAUCAAGACUAUCUACUGUGAUGGUGAAUUUAGACCAGUUUUUGAUGAUGUUAAAGAUGAGAUGAAUGUUGAUAUGAAUUAUGCAAGCCGGGGAGAACACGACCCCACGGCGGAACAAAACAUCCAACAUAUCAAGGCGUUGUUCCGUGUCCAAUACCAUUGCAUGCCGUAUAAGGCCAUUCCAAGGAUUAUUACUGAAGCUAUUGCAAAACGAGUUGCACAGACUUCCAACUUUUAUCCUGCCAAAGGGGGUAUUUUGGCCUAUUACAGUCCUCUUAUGAUUUUGUUAAGUUGA
Messenger RNA from Cylindrotheca closterium, 648 nucleotides. Lineage: Eukaryota; Bacillariophyta; Bacillariophyceae; Bacillariales; Bacillariaceae. The record is from the annotation of a GenBank genome assembly.